AUGGGUUGUGUGUUGAGCCAACACGACAAAAUUGGGAAGAUUGAGCAUGCAAUAUACUAUUUGAGUAAGAAGUUUACGGAUUAUGAGAAAAGAUAUUCUAUGCUAGAACGGACUUGUUGCGCACUAGCAUGGGCAACCCAUCGUUUGAGACAAUACAUGUUGAGUCAUACUACAUGGUUGAUAUCCAAGAUGGACCCAAUAAAGUACAUAUUUGAAAAGCCUGUUGUCUCUGGGAGGAUAGCACGAUGGCAGAUGCUUUUAUCAGAAUACGAUAUUGUAUAUGUCACUCAAAAAUCCAUCAAGGGUAGUGUUUUGGCUGCAUAUUUGGCUCAACAGCCCAUUGAUGAUUAUCAACCAAUGCAACCCUAUUUUUCGGAUGAAGAUAUCAUGGCUUUGUUUGAAGAGAAUGAGGGAGGUCAGGAUGAAAAGGCAUGGAUAUUGUUGUUUGAUGGUGCAUCUAAUGCAUUAGGGCAUGGAAUAGGGGCGAUGCUUAUUUCUCCGGAAAGUCAAUACAUAUCAAUGGCAACAAGACUAUGUUUUAAUUGCACAAAUAAUAUCGCAGAAUAUGAGGCAUGUGACAUGGGCAUUCGAGCAACAAUUGAAUCAAAGGUAAAAGUUCUAAAGGUGUACAACGAUUCAACUUUGGUUAUCCAUCAGUUGAAUGGAGAAUGGGAGACUCGAAAUCAGAAAUUAACCCCGUAUCAAGCUUACAUCAAGGGGUUGAUAGAGUAUUUUGAUUUUUUAAGAUUCCAACACAUUCCUCAUGAAGAUAACCAAUUAGUCGAUGCUUUAGCUACCCUGUCAUCAAUGUUCGAGAUUGCUCCAGACAGAGAACUACCAGUGAUCAAAAUGGAGAGUUAUGAGGAUCCAGUGUAUUGUCAUUUCAUCGAGGAGGAGUCAGACGGUAAACCUUGGUAUUUUGAUAUCAAACAUUAUCUUGAAACUCGGGAGUAUCCUAAAAGGGCAACUGAGAAUGAUAAGAGAGCAUUAAGGAAAUUGGUUGCUAGUUUCAUUUUAAAUGGGGAUGUCUUGUACAAAAGAAAUCAUGAUAUGGUUCUCCUCAAAUGUGUGGAUGCAAAAGAAACUGAAGUGAUAUUGAAAGAUGUUCAUGAAGGUACUUUUGGCAUACAUAUGAAUGGGCAUUCAAUGGCCAGAAAGAUUUUGAGGGUUGGUUAUUUUUGGUUAACCAUGGAAAAUGAUUGUUGCAGGCAUGUGAGGAAGUGUGAGAAAUGCCAAUUAUAUGCUGACAAUAUUAACGUGGCACCCACAACUUUAAAUGUUUUGACAUCACCAUGGCCUUUUUCAAUGUGGAGAAUAAAUGUUAUUGGAGCCAUAAAACCAAAAUCAUCAAAUAGACAUCGCUUCAUACUAGUUGCAAUUGAUUACUACACCAAAUGGGUAGAGACAACUUCUUAUGCCAGUGUGACCAGAAAGGUAGUGAAGAAUUUCAUAAAAAGAGAGUUGAUUUGCAUAUAUGGUUUGCCUAACAAGAUCAUCACUGAUAAUGCUACCAACCUAAAUAAUCAAAUGAUGGCGGUAUUGUGUACAAAAUUUAAGAUUCAACACCAUAAUUUUUCUCCUUAUCGUUUGAAAAUGAAUGGGGCAGUUGAGGCUGCUAAUAAAAAUAUAAAGAAGAUUAUACAAAAGAUGGUGGUCACGUAUAAGGAUUGGCAUGAGAUGCUUCCUUUUGCAUUGCAUGGAUAUCGUACGUCAGUACGUACUUCAACUAGGGCAACACCUUUCUCUCUAGUAUAUGGAAUGGAAGUAGUACUUCCUUUUGAGGUAGAAAUCCCAUCCUUGUGA
Molecule: messenger RNA, 1803 nt
Organism: Vigna unguiculata (cowpea)
Lineage: Eukaryota; Viridiplantae; Streptophyta; Magnoliopsida; Fabales; Fabaceae
Source: RefSeq, a predicted model, not a curated record